Molecule: messenger RNA, 1029 nt
Organism: Fusarium keratoplasticum
Lineage: Eukaryota; Fungi; Ascomycota; Sordariomycetes; Hypocreales; Nectriaceae
Product: Pyrroline-5-carboxylate reductase
Exons: 2
Coding region: 1-1029 (342 amino acids)
Biological process (GO): L-proline biosynthetic process
Molecular function (GO): pyrroline-5-carboxylate reductase activity
Source: RefSeq, a predicted model, not a curated record
AUGCCCAACACAAUGGCUCUCACGCCUUACGGCUCAAAUGGAUCUACCGAUCUCACUAUGGCUGUUCUCGGUUGCGGCACCAUGGGCGUCGCCAUCCUCAGUGGCAUCUUGAACUCGCUCGCCGAUAUGCAAGGUCCUAAGCCCCUGCAGAUUCCCAGGUCAGGAGCCUCAACUCCCAUGGACGAGGUGCCCCAGCGUCUCCCCUCUCGCUUCAUCGCCAGCGUGGCCACUGCUGCCGGUGCCAAGCGUGUCAAGGGCACCCUCUGGGAGCACUCCUCCAUUCUCAAGGUCGUCCACAACGACAACCUCUCCGCCGUUCAGCAGUCAGAGGUUGUUCUCCUGACCUGCAAGCCCUGGAUGGUCAAGGAGAUCCUCAGCGAACCCGGCAUCGCCAAGGCCCUGCACGGCAAGCUGCUCAUCAGCGUUUGCACUGGUGUCACCGUUGAGGACAUUGAGAUUGCCCUCCACGGUGCCGUGCCUUCCAAGGACCCCAACGAGGAUGGUCGUUGCCGUAUCGUCCGGGCCAUGUGCAACGCUGCUGCUGUGAUCCGUGAGUCCAUGACCGUCGUCGCCACCAGCAGCCCGCCUCUUGACUGUGCUACCGAGAGUCUCGUCACUUGGAUCUUCAAGCGCAUUGGCGAUGUCGUCUACCUCCCUGCCCAGCACAUGGACGCCUCAACGGCCCUGUGCGCUUCCGGCCCGGCCUUUUUCGCGCUUGUGCUAGAAGCCGCCAUUGACGGCGCCGUCGCCAUGGGAAUUCCCCGCCACGACGCCCAGCGCAUGGCCGUGCAGUCCAUGAGGGGCAUGACCGGCCUGGUCCAGAACGGCGAGCACCCGGCCCUGCUCCGGGAAAAGGUCUGCACCUCGGGAGGCUGCACCAUCGGUGGAGUUCUGGUCAUGGAGGAGGGCAGAGUCCGCGGCACCGUCUCAAGAGCCGUGCGAGAAUCCGCCGUUGUGGCGAGUCAGCUCGGAAAGGGAAUUGAGGGUGUGAAUGGAACAAGAUUCCCCGGCCCUCCAAGCCUGCAAUGA